Fraxinus pennsylvanica is the source of this 2682-nucleotide messenger RNA. NCBI's taxonomy places the organism in Eukaryota, Viridiplantae, Streptophyta, Magnoliopsida, Lamiales, Oleaceae. The record is from the annotation of a GenBank genome assembly.
AUGUGCUUCCCGGUACCGGUGGAGGUGGAGGAGGAAGAUGAGGGCCUGUUUCUAGACUUUACCCACAAGCAUUUGAGUAUAUAUCAAUUCUAUUUUGCUUAUUCUCAGGGGAUAAUUAAUUCGAUCUGUGCGCGAAUGGAUUCAACAACAUCUUCGUCAUUGCCAAUUGCGAGUAGAGAUGCAGAGGCUGCGGUGGGGACUGUUUCGGAUUUUGCUCUCUCGGUUACUGCUGGGUUCGCUAAGGAGGCUACCCUGCGCUUCCAAGCGGGGAAGUUCGCGGACUGUCUGAAAGUCUUGAAUGAGCUCUUGCGAUUAAAAGAGAACGAUCCAAAGGUUCUUCAUAACAUAGCAAUUGUGGAGAACUUUCAAAAUGGUUUUUCAGAUCCUAAAAGGCUUGUUGAAGCUCUCGAAGAUGUUAAGAAACGAAGCGAGGAGCUUGCUGUUGCAUCUGGAGAGCAGACGGAGGCUGUUAGCAACAUUGGAAGCAAAAACACGGUUGGAACAAAAGGAAGUAAUUGUAUGGCACAAGGAUUUUCUAGUUCACCAAUUGUAUACAAUGAUGAGUUUGACACUUCAGUGGCAAUGUUUAACAUAGCAGCUACCUGGUUCCACCUUCAUGACCAUGCAAAAUCAUUUUCAUAUUUGGAUGCUUUGUAUCAGAACAUUGAACCUAUUGAUAAGGGGACAUCUCUUCGUAUUUGCGUUCUGUUGCUAGAUGUUGCAUUGCUUUCUGGCCAUGCAUCAAGAUCUGCAGAUGUGAUAAGCUACGUGGAGAAGGCUUUUGGCGUUAAUAGCUUGAUCAAUCAAGUGGAUAACGGUAACCAAGCACAGCAGCAACCUACACUAGUACCAAAAUCUACUUCGCUUCCCAACAAUUCGACAAUUCCUGAUUCUUGUACUUCUGACUCUGUUACUGCUGCAAAUACCUUAGAAAAUUCUUUAUAUAGAACUGUAUCAGACGAAGCACUUGAAGAAGAAUCGUUGCAGUUAUUAUCUUCUCUUGAUAUCGGUGGACAGAACCUUCAGAGGCCUGGCCUCCCAUUUACCAAUGAUCUUCUCAGGAUGCAAGCUGAGGAGCCCUUAUCAGCCAUUGAUCUAAGGCUUAAGCUGCAUUUUUACAAGGUUCGGUUUUUUCUGCUCAUCAGGAACCUUAAGGCAGCCAAGCGCGAAGUUAAGAUGGCUAUGAACAUAGCUCGUGGUAAAGAUUAUACCAUGGCUCUCUAUUUGAAAUCACAGCUUGAAUCUGCUCGAGGUAACCAUAGCAAAGCAAUCAAGCUUUUGAUGGCAUCUAGUAGCCGCACGGAAACAGGAAUUUCUAGCAUGUACUACAACAAUAUCGGUUGCAUAUAUUACCGACUUGGGAAGCAUCACACUUCAGGUGUAUUCUUUUUUAAAGCCCUAAAUAGCAGCUCACUCAUACGGAAGGAAAAACCUCUGAAGCUCAUGAGUUUUUCACAGGAUAAAUCCCUUUUUAUAACAUAUAAUUGUGGUGUCCAUCAGUUGACUUGUGGGAAACCUUUCCAUGCUGCUCGUUGCUUCAAAGGGGCCAGUCUAAUUUUUAACAACAGACCUCUUCUAUGGCUACGAAUAGCUGAGUGUUGUAUAAUGGCAUUAGAAAAGGGACUAAUCCAUUCCAUUUCCUCUGCAUCUGACAGAUCUGAUAUCAGGGUUAAUGUUAUUGGAAAGGGAAAAUGGAGGCAACUUGCAGUGAAAAAUGGAAUCCCGACCAAUGAUGAGCAGGAAUCUGUUCGAAAGGAAGAUUUGUUUUCUGGUGACGGCAAACAGCCUGAUCUCUCGAUGCCUCUUGCCCGUCAGUGUCUUGUCAAUGCUUUGCAUUUAAUGAACUGUUCUGAAGAAAUAUUUUCUUGGCCUAGUUUUGAGGAGAGUGAAUCAAGAGAGACACCAUUUUCUCCUAGCACAAACCGCAAGAAUGUAGCUAGUGGUGAUCCCAAGACAUCUGAUGUAGCAUCUGACUCAAGUCAGGUAGAUGCAAAUGGUGAAAUGAAAGAGCAGAAAGGUGGAAGCAGUCAGAAUACAAUGUUACAGAACGUCGCUUCUGACUAUGAAAAUAUUUGUGCAAAAGAGAACCAUAUGAUAAAGCAAGCUGUAUUUGCUGAUUUGGCAUAUGUAGAGCUGGCUAUGGGUAAUCCGCUGAAGGCCUUAAAGAUAGCAAGAUCUCUACUAAAACUGCCCCAGUGCUCAAGAAUAUACAUGUUUCUUGGAAGAAUAUAUGCAGCAGAGGCUUUGUGCCUACUUAACCAGCCUGAGGAAGCUGCUGAGCAUUUGAUCAUGUACUUGUCUGGUGAUGACUCUGUGCAGCUCCCAUACAGCGAAGAGGAUUGCGAAAAGUGGAGAGUACAGAAAGUGAUGGAUUGUGAAGAGUCAAAUGGUGCCUCAUCGAUGGAUGAUUCGCAAGGACCAUUUUUCUCCACACCUAUAGAGGCUCAGGGAAUUCUUUACGCCAACUAUGCUGCCAACUAUGCAUUGCUGGGAGACAUUGAAAGGGCUCACCAAUUUGUGGUGAAAGCAUUAUCUGUAAUACCUAACCGUAAACAGGCUAUUCUUACCGCAAUUUAUCUGGAUCUUAAGCUCGGGAAGGCACAAGAAGCUGUUGCCAAAUUGAGAAAGUAUACCGGUGUUCGGUAUCUCUCUUGCAGUACAACAUUGCAAGGCUGUUCAUGA